This is a messenger RNA of Plasmodium reichenowi, 6270 nucleotides long. Its product is annotated as putative membrane protein. NCBI's taxonomy places the organism in Eukaryota, Apicomplexa, Aconoidasida, Haemosporida, Plasmodiidae. The record is from RefSeq and is a predicted model, not a curated record. The transcript has a single exon. The annotation marks the transcript as partial.
AUGAAGAAUUAUAAUUCAAGUAGUAGUAGGAAUAAAUACAAAGGAGAAAAUAAUAAUUAUAAUAAUCAUUAUAACAGUUUUAAUUAUUAUAAUAAUUAUAAUAAUAAUAAUAAUUUAUCGUCUUACUAUAAAAAGAAAAAUAAAUAUGGGAAAAACGUGUACGAAAAUGAUUAUGUGAAAACAAAAGAUAAACCAAAAAAUAUAGAAGAAAAUGUUUAUAAAAAGUAUGGUAGUUAUAAAAAAGAAGAUAAUAAUCAUUUAAAAACAUUAAAUGAUAAAGAUAAUAAUAUUCUUGAAGAUGUAGAUAAAAUUAAUAAUAUAACUUUUGGUUAUACGGCAAACUCAGAAAGUGAUUUUAAUUAUUUGAUGAAUAAUAAUUUAAUUGAAAAUGAAAAGAAAUUAUUCAAAAUGAGCACAUUAGAAAAAAACAACCUGAACUGUUCAGAAUUCUUGAAAUCACAAGAAAAUAAAUUAAUUGAUGAAAAUAUGAAUUUAAUGAGAAAUAAAGUAGAAAAGGAAAAAUUAAAUAUGAAUGAUAAUGUUAAAUAUAUAUCGAAUGAUAAAAAUAUGUCCUAUGUGAAAAAUGUGAAAAAUUUUAAAAAUGUGCCUAUUUUGAAAAAUGAAAGGUAUAUUACAUAUGACGAGCAAAAUGACCAUUCAUUUGUAAAUAAUAACAACAACAACAACAAUAGUAAUAAUAAUAAUAAUAAUAAUAAUAACAUUAAUCGUAUUAAUAAUAUUCAUAAUAAUAAUAAUAAUCGUCCUAUGGAUAAAAAUGAUACGAAUAAUAAAGAAAGCGAUGAUUUGUUUUGUUUUAAUAAGAGAAUGUCAAACUUAACUAAUUUAAUAAAUAAAGAUCUUUUUUUCUCAAAUGAAAAUGAAGAUAUGAAUGAUAAAUUACAAGAUAAUUCAAAUGAUGGAUUGUAUGUUGAAGAAGAUCGUGAUAAUGAUAAUUGUCAGGGAUUUUCCUUAAAUGUUGAACCAUUUAAUUUUACAAUUACUGAGAAUAUAAAUGAUAUAAAUAAUAGAAGUAAAGAGAAUUAUAUAAAUAUAGUUAAAAAAACGUUUGAAGAAAAAGAGGAAAUGCCAUACAAUAAUAAUAAUAAUAAUAAUAUGAUGUCAUAUGAACAUAUAAGAGAAAAACAACAAAAUCAUGAAUAUAAAAAAUUAGAUUCAUCAGAAGUUAGUAAAUCUUAUUUAUUAAGUAAUUUUGAACAAACACAUAAUUAUCCAUACGAUGGAAAGUAUAAAAAAUAUGAAAACUAUGGACAUCUGGAGAGUUUAUCAAAUGAUGAAUAUAGGAAUAUUUUAAAUGUGCAACAUUUAAAUUCAAAUUAUAAUAAAUGGGAACAAGAAAAGGAUAUUCUAUAUGAAGAAAGUGAAUCAUCUAAUGAAAAAUUUAUGAAUAUUGACAAUAUACAAAUGAAUGAUUAUCACUUCAACAACAAUAAUAAUGACAAUAAUAAUAAUAAUAAUAAUAAUAAUAUAUCUAUAAAUGAUUUGAGUGAAUAUAUUAAUGCCAUGAGUGGUAAUAAUGUUAACAAAUUAAAUUACAUAAAUAAUAUUUCAAAUUGUUAUAAUAAUAUAAAUGAUAUUUAUGAUAUGUCCAAUAUAAUGAACAAUAUGGAUAAUGAGAACAGUAUGAAGAACAUGAAGAAUGUGAACAAUAUGAACAAUGUGAACAGUAUGAAGAAUGUGAACAAUAUGAAGAAUGUGAACAGUAUGAACAAUAUGGAUAAUGUGAACAAUAUGGAUAAUGUGAAUAACAUGGGAAAUUUUAAACAUAUUGAUAAUAUGAAAAAUAUCAAUAUAUGUAAUAUUAAUAGCUUAAGUAAUAUAAAAAAUUUGAGAGAAAUGUUAAACUCGUGUUAUAUGAACGACAUGAAUGAAGACGAUGAUUACAUACACAAGAGUAACAAAAUAACUAGCCUUCUUAAUGAAUAUAAAUUAAACAAAAACGAAUUGGAUGAUGAUUUUAUUUUAAAUAUGAAUCAAAAAAAUGGAUUUAAUGAUAUAUUAGAAAAUUAUAACAUAAAUGAUGAAAAAUAUAAUGAUCUAAUAAGUUUAUUAAAUAAAUAUAAAUUAGAGGAAUAUAAAGAUAUGAAUGAAUUAUUUAAUGAUGAUAAUAUUGUGAAUAAGGAAAAAACAAAAAUAAAUGAAUUAAUAUAUAAUAAUAAUAAUAAUAAUAAUAAUAAUAAUACCUUUAUUAAUAAUAAUGAUUCUUUUGUUAAUAUGAGAAAUAAUAAUACCACAUUUCAAAUGAUGAACCAUAAUAAGAAUGAAUUAAAAUUUGAUGAUUAUAUAUUAAGGAGUAAAUUAGAUGAAGGAGAUUUUUAUUUAAAUAAUAAUCUUAAAAACAUUGGAAAAGAAAAGAAAAAUAUGGAAAAGGAGAAGAGACAACAACAAGAAGAAGUUUUUGUGAUAAAUGGAAAUGGAGAUUUGAAUUUAAACAAAUCAGCAGAUUUGAAUGUAUUAAAUAUGUUAAAUGAAUAUUAUUUAAAUGAUAAAUCACGAGAUUUUAUGUUAAUUGAAAGUAAUAAAGAUAUAAUAUCGGAAUUAAGGGACAAGGAGUUAAGAAAUGAAUAUCACCAUAGGGAGAAAAUGGAUGAUAAAAAUGAUGAUAUGUAUAAUGUGAAUAAUAUGAAUAAUAUAUAUAAUAAUAUAAAUAAUGUUCAACUUAAUGUACGAAAUAAUUUUGAUAAUGUAAUCCCUUCAGCAGAAAAUAAAGAGGAAAUAUAUUACAAAGAUAAAAUAAUGCAAAAUUAUAUGAAUAUUGAUGGUAAGAAGAAUAAUAUAAAUGAUAAAAGUAUGAGUAAAAAUAAUAAUAAUGUCAAUAAUAUGAAUAGUAUGAAUAGUAUGAAUAGUAUGAACCAUUUAAAUAAUAGACAUAAUGUUAUGAACGAUAUGAAGAAUAAGAAUAAAGGGUCAACCAAUUUUCCAAACCAUAAUAAUCCAAUAAAUAUUAAUCGUCAGAAUAGGAGUUAUGAAAAUAAUAAUGUAGGAAAUAAAAAGAAUAUAAAUAUAUCAAUGAAUAUUAUGAAUGAUAAUGUAAGCAAAAAUGUCUCUAUGGGAUAUUUAGAAAAAUAUGAUCAAAAAAAUUAUUAUUAUAAAAAUUAUGAAAGGACAAAAAAUAAAAAUAAUAACGUGAAUCAUAUUAAUAAUAAAGGUAAUUGUCAAAAUUUUGUAAAGAUGGAAUAUGAUAAAUCCAAUAGUUAUAAUAAUAACAAUAAUUUGAAUAUACUUAUAAAUAAUAAUAAUAAUAAUAAUAAUUAUAAUAAUUAUUUUCAUAUGAACACCUUAGAAUUUAAUAAUUCGAAGGAAUACAACAUGUCAGAUGAAAAUUUUAUCAUGAGAUUAAAAAGAAGUAAUAUGCUGAAAUUUACCAAUUUUUUAAAAACAAAUUAUAAAGAUUCAAAUAUUAUUGAUUUAAAUGAACCUUUAUAUAAUUAUUAUCGUUUUAUGAAUAAAAUAAAUGCAAAUAUUAAACAAAAUAAUUAUCUCAUAAAAUAUAAAAAUAUUAUGAAUCAAAGUGAUAAAGAUAAAUUAUUAAAAAUUCAGUUGUCCUAUAUGAUCAUAAAUCCAUCCAUACAAAAAAAUAGUGGGAAAUGGAAUUUUAAAAAUGAAGAUAAGGAUAAAGAAAUAAAUACAAUAAUGAAUAGUGAUCAUUCUGAUCAUAAUGAUGAGAAACAUUUAAAUCAUAAAAAUUGUGAUAAUUAUAAUAAAAGGGUUGAUGAUAAUGAUGAUAAUGAUGAUAAUGAUUAUAAUGAUGAUAAUGAUCAUAAUGAUGAUAAUGAUCAUAAUGAUCAUAAUGAUGAUAAUGAUGAUAAUAAUGAUGGUCAUAUGAAUGAGGAUGAAGAUCAGGGGUUAAAAAAUCUUAAAAAAUAUGAAAAUAUUAUGCAACUUUUUAAAGAAGGAAAUGUGUUUGAUAAUUUAGAAAAUAAAGAAUGUUCUCCCAUAUUAGAAAAUAAUAAUAUUAAUACAUUAUUACAAUAUGAACAACACUUCAACAAUAUAUAUUAUUAUAAUCCUUUAGAUUAUAAUAAAAAUAUGCCAAUUAAUGAAAAUCAUUAUCUUGAUAUGAAUAUUAAUAAAUUAUUAAAUUUUUCAAAAUUAAAAGAUGAGAAGAAUAAUCAAAAUGAUAUUAUAAGAAAAGAUACGAUUCUUACUAAUGAUCCAUAUGAUAAUAACAUAUUUAACAAAGAUAUUAAUCAUUAUGCUCAUAUUUUAAAAGAUGAAAAAGUAGGAGAUAAGAAAAAUUUAUUAAAAAUGCAAAAGUCAGAAAAAUCGAUGUUACAACAUAAAAAUAAUGAACAGGAAGAUCUUUUAAAAAAGGAUAAUUAUUUAAAUAAAUUAGUGAUAGAAAAAAAAAAAAAUCAAGAUUUGUGUAAAUAUGAAAAUAUUAAUAAACUAGGAAAAUUUGUUUUUGCUACAGUACAUGAACCAAGAAAUUUAAUUACCUUAAUAAAAAACAAAGUUAUAGAUGAUCAUAAUGUAAUAAUAGAAAAGGUUAGAAAAUUAAUAGAAAGUGAAAUAUAUGAUGAUGAAAAAAAUCAUAUUGUAAAUAAUGAUGCUUCCAUAAAAAAAAAAAAGGAUAAUGUUAUUAAUACUUAUAAUCAUAUAUAUAAUGUGAACAAAAAAAGUAGUGAUUAUUUAUGUAAAAACCUUACGCAUGAUGGAAAAGGUGAAAAUGGGAAAAAUAUAUCUGUUACAUGUAAGAAAAAAAAAUAUAACAAUAUUAUUAUAAAAAAAAUGUUAGAAAAUUUAUGGGACCUAUAUAUAGAUAUUAAAAAUAUAUAUAAAGAUAUUGAUAAAUGUCCAUAUACACAUAUUGAAACCAUAAAUAAAUAUAAUGAAGAAAUUAAGAAAAAGAAAAAUAAUAUGUUUCAAUUUAUAUUUUUAAAUAAAAUCAGUGAUAAUACAAUAACAUCUUCUAUAAAAUCACUAGUUGACAAUAAUCAUAUGUUUUUGAAAAAAGAAAAUAUAACCAAUUUAGAUAUUAUAAUAAAUAAGUAUAUUUAUUUAUAUGUAACGGAAAUAUUAAAAUCUGAUAUGGAGGAGCAAUUAUCUACUGAGUCGUAUAUUCCAAAUAUGGAUAGCUUGAUAAAAAGUUUAAAUUUUGUUAAAUGGAAAGAAAUAAAAGAUCAUAUGAAUGUAAACAAAAACGUAAGUACAAAUACAAAUAUAAAUGUAGAUAAAAAUGGUUUAAGUAAAAAUAAUGAUGAUUUAUCUAUCGGAUUGAGUAAUACAAAUCAUAUCGUAUCUAAUGAUAAUUCAGAACAAGUGCAAGAAAAGCAAAAGAAAAAAGAAAAAACAAAAAACAAAACAGAAACAGAUACAGAAAAAAAUAUAUCCAAUGAAGAGAAUAGUGGAGAUGUUAAAAAUGAUAUAUGUAAUUUAUUUUUAUAUAAUUUCCCAUAUCAAGACAAUAUAAAGGAAUUGAAUACUUAUAAUAUGUUUGGUAAAAUAUUAUUAUAUAAUAACAAAUAUAAUUAUUUUAAUUUUGAUAAAUAUAAUAAUUAUGAUAAAUUUUUACCCAUAUCUAAAGAGGAAAAGAAAAAGAAAGGAUUUUUCUUUUUUAAAGGAGGAAACAAUAAUAAUAAGACAUGUAUAAAUACAAAAGAUAAUGAUGAUGAUUAUAAUAAUAGUAAUAAAAAUGAUGAUAGUAAUAAUAAUAUAAACAAUAUUAAAGUUCAUAAUCAUAUUGAUAUAUUAGAUAUUGAUAAAGAUAAAAUUAACGAAGAAUUAAUACGUAUAAAAUGUUCUUAUUAUAUAUUUGUACACAGUUUACUAAGAUAUAAAGGUGCAUCUGUAUAUAAAAAAAUAUUUAAAGUUAUAAAAAAGAAAAAAAGAAGAACUUUAAUAUAUACCUUUUUUACGAAUUUCUUUUUAUUAUAUUAUAUAUUAUAUCAUGCUGAUCAAUGUUUUGAUAACAAGUUAGAAUAUGAAGAAUUUUUAAAAUUACAACUAUUACAUAUUAAUUCAAAUAUUAAUACUAUUCAUAAAUUAUUAAAAAAUGAAAAAGAACAAAAUAAAGUUAUAAAAUAUCAAACAAAUAAUUCCAAUAAUGAAAAUAAUCAAUCAUUAUUCAAUAUUAGAUAUAAAUUAUAUAGUACAAAUAUAUAUACCUCAUUAUAUAUAUAUCUAAUCGAUAUUUCAUUAUCUUAUUUGUUUACCCCAAAUAUGGGUAUAAGUUAUAUGCAGGAUAUUUUAUCCUUAUUCCUUUUUUAUAAUUAUAUAUGUUUAUACCUAACAAAAAUUUUAUUGUACAAG